AUGAUUUUAUUUGUGCAUUCGCAUUUCGCAGUAUUCGCAACCGCGAUCGUCUGUUUGUUGUUUACUCGCGUCACCGACGAGUUGUGUCGCACUGGCAAUACAACUAAUUUAAAAAACCACUUAAAACGUAAACAUCCCUCUAUUAAUUUUGAUGCCACCAUACCUAAAGUUCGCAGAAAUUCACUGCCUACAACAAGUACAACAGGUGACGAUAAUGAAGAUGAUCCUAAUAUAGUAUUACCAGAGACUCAUGAUGCUGAUUUGGCAAAUGAAAUUAUCAGUAAAGCUAACAAAAUGCAAUCAACGCUUCAAGAUUCAACACUAGUUUCUCGUCCUCAUUCUUCAAUGACUUCAACCUGUUCCAAUUCAGAGUUUUCCGAUUCUAUGAUAAGUAGAACACUUGGAGGUUCCAAAACCAUAGCAAUAACUGAUGCGAUAGUGUACAUGAUCGCAAAAGAUAACAUGCCACUUUCGACAACUGAGAAACCUGGUUUUAUAUACUUUUUGAAUAAAGCAGCGCCAUUAUACAAAAUUCCAUCUAGGAAAACGGUCACCUCACUAAUAAAGAAUAAAUAUGAAGUUUUGUCAUCUCUAGUCAAAUCCAAAUUAUCCGGUAUACAAUUUAUGACUAUAACGGCUGAUAUUUGGACUGAUAUCGUGAACACUACUAGUUAUUUGGAACUGGCUGAUAGCCAUACCUCAGAACAUAUUAGUGAUUGGUUUGAAAAAUUGCUUAAAGAUUGGGGGAUCUCUAAGAAGCAAGUACUAACUGUAGUAACCGAUAAUGGUUCUAAUAUUUUGAAUGCCGUAAAAAAAACAUUUGGAAAAAAAAAACAUUUGCCAUGUUUUGCUCACACCUUAAAUCUUGUCACGCAAAGACCUUUAAAUGAACUUAUCAUCGCCAGUGAUGAACUAAGAAAAGUAUGCGAGUUUAAGCUAAAACAAUCAGUGCCUACUAGGUGGAACUCAGUUUAUUAUAUGAUUGAAAGGUUUCUAUUAUGUUCAAACCACAUUGCAUCUAUAUUAAUCACCAACAGUCGUGGACCUUCAAUGCUAUCUGCAACUGAAAUAGACAUAGCUAGGGAAAUAAAUAUUGUACUUAAACCUUUUGAAGUAGUGACAAAAGAGUUAUGUGGGGAAAAAUAUAUCACUGGUAGCACAGUUAUCCCCCUAAUCCAUUGCCUCUUAAAAAAAUGUGAAAAAAUAAAUAUAAAUAACUCUGUUGCAUUACAAUUAAAGUCUGCCCUUUUAGAAAAUUUACAAAGGCGAUUUGGUAGGAUGGAGGAACUUCAAAAUCUUACAAUUUCCACCUUAUUAGACCCUAGGUUUAAAACACUUCAUUUAAAUAACCCACUGGAAACCUCUAAAGCCAUUCGUACAGUUCGUCUUAAAAUUAUAGAUUUAAAAACUAAUUCUAGUGACUAUAAUGUUUCUAAUAAAGACUCUAGUGAUGAUGAUACCGAACGGGCUGAUAGUUUGUGGUCUUUUCAUAAUGAAUUGGUCUCAAAAAAAGCCUCGGAAAAUUCUGAAGACAACAAUGAGCGUAUGCCAACUGAUUUAAAACAUUUCUUAAACCAACUAACAAUAUCCUUAAAUGAAAAUAUAAUUAAAUUUUGGAAUGUACAUAAAACAAUGUAUCCUCACAUUGCUAAAGUAGCUGAGCCUUAUUUGUCAAUAGUGGCUACAUCAGUUCCUUCUGAGAGAUUGUUCUCCAAAGCAGGUAAUAUUAUGAGCGCAAAACGAAAUAGAUUGAAGGGUGAAAAAUUGCAGCAUCUUUUAUUCCUAAGUUCGCUGAAUUUAGAUGACUGGCAUUUAAAAUGA
Molecule: messenger RNA, 1821 nt
Organism: Metopolophium dirhodum (rose-grain aphid)
Lineage: Eukaryota; Metazoa; Arthropoda; Insecta; Hemiptera; Aphididae
Product: zinc finger BED domain-containing protein 4-like
Exons: 6
Coding region: 1-1821 (606 amino acids)
Molecular function (GO): protein dimerization activity
Source: RefSeq, a predicted model, not a curated record